This is a messenger RNA of Phaedon cochleariae (mustard beetle), 903 nucleotides long. The record is from the annotation of a GenBank genome assembly. Lineage: Eukaryota; Metazoa; Arthropoda; Insecta; Coleoptera; Chrysomelidae.
GGAGUGUUUUGUGGUGGUAUUGGUAAAUGUCAGUUGUACGUCUUGUUUUGAGGUUAGGAAGUAACAUUAUCAAGAAUGUUUCAUCAUUCUUCCAAAAAUUGUACGUAGGAUGAGAGGAUUGCAAGGUACAAUAAUGAGCUUAGUGGAAGUUGAAUGAAAAUUCAUUUCGUCAUCCUUGAAAGACAAGGAGAAGAUGUUCAAAUUCCGAAGUUGCAUUUCUAGAGUAGUGGCUAUUGUUUCAAAACGUUCCACAAUAACAUGCAACUCAUGCAGCAGACUUUCUACCUCAAGUUCAAGUACUACCCCGAUUCGACCAGGAAUUACAUUAGUAUUCGGCAAGUACCUGUUAGCAACAAAUACGAUCAGUUCCGGUGUUCUCAUGCUCAUCGGAGAUAUUUGUCAGCAAGAAGUUGAAUAUCGGCAACGCAAAAUAGAAGAAAGAUAUGAUUAUGGUAGACUCAGUCGAAUGUUUAUUGUGGGCGUUGCACUAGGCCCAUUACAUCAUUAUUAUUAUGUAUGGUUAGCAAAAACUUGGCCAGCAAGGAGUGCAAAAAUCAUCACUUGGAAAAUUCUUCUCGACCAAAUUGUUAUGUCCCCGAUUUGUAUCGCUGGAUUCUUCUAUGGAAUGGGGAUCCUGGAAAGAAAAUCAGUUCAAGAAUGUAGUGAAGAACUAGUUGACAAGUUCAAAGAAGUUUACUUGUUGGAUUGGAUAGUAUGGCCCCCAACACAGUUCAUAAAUUUCUACUACAUUGCUGUGAAAUAUCAAGUGCUGUACAUAAAUGCAGUGACAAUGUUGUAUGAUGUAUUUUUGUCAUACAUAAAGCAUAGAGAACUUGCUAGGGAGCAAAUAACACAUGUUGAAUUACUUGAAGCAAAGAAAAUCUAAAGGGGGUUAACGUUUAG